GGAAAGCGGAAGUCGCAUGUGCGGGAGGCGGCGGCGGGGGUCCGCGCCGCGGCUCACGAACUCGUGUGGGUUGCUGAGGAAGAGCCGCCGACAUGAAGGUGAAGAUGCUGAGCCGGAACCCGGACAACUAUGUCCGUGAAACCAAGUUGGACUUACAGAGAGUUCCAAGAAACUAUGAUCCUACUUUACACCCUUUCGAAGUACCACGAGAAUACAUAAGAGCUUUAAAUGCUACCAAACUGGAACGGGUAUUUGCAAAACCAUUCCUUGCUUCCCUGGAUGGUCACCGUGAUGGAGUCAAUUGCUUGGCAAAACAUCCGAAGAGCCUGACUACUGUCCUUUCUGGGGCAUGUGAUGGAGAGGUUAGAAUUUGGAACCUGACUGAACGAAAAUGUUCUCGUACAAUACAAGCACAUGAAGGUUUUGUGCGAGGAAUAUGUACUCGCUUUUGUGGAACUUCCUUUUUUACUGUUGGUGAUGACAAAACUGUGAAGCAAUGGAAAAUGGAUGGGCCAAGUUAUGGAGAAGAAGAAGAGCCGUUGCAUACGAUAUUAGGAAAGACAGUGUAUACCGGCAUUGAUCAUCACUGGAAAGAUCCUGUUUUUGCCACAUGUGGACAACAAGUAGACAUUUGGGAUGAACAAAGAACCAAUCCUAUAUGUUCAAUGACCUGGGGAUUUGACAGUAUAAGUAGUGUUAAAUUUAACCCAAUUGAGACAUUUCUUUUGGGAAGUUGUGCUUCUGACCGGAAUAUAGUGCUAUAUGAUAUGAGGCAGGCUACUCCUCUGAAAAAGGUUAUCUUGGAUAUGAGGACAAAUACAAUCUGUUGGAACCCUAUGGAAGCUUUCAUUUUUACUGCAGCAAAUGAAGAUUACAACUUGUAUACUUUUGAUAUGCGUGUUCUGGACACCCCUGUGAUGGUCCAUAUGGACCAUGUCUCUGCAGUGCUUGAUGUGGAUUACUCCCCCACUGGGAAAGAGUUUGUGUCUGCUAGUUUUGAUAAAUCUAUUAGAAUCUUUCCUGUGGAUAAAAGUCGAAGCAGAGAAGUCUAUCACACAAAGAGAAUGCAGCAUGUUAUUUGUGUAAAAUGGACUUCUGACAGCAAGUACAUCAUGUGUGGAUCUGAUGAAAUGAACAUUCGUCUGUGGAAAGCUAAUGCUUCUGAAAAGUUGGGUGUGCUUACAUCACGAGAAAAAGCAGCCAAUAAUUAUAACCAGAAGUUAAAGGAGAAAUUUCAACAUCAUCCUAGUAUAAAACGUAUAGCUCGUCAUCGACAUCUUCCAAAAUCUAUCUACAGCCAGAUUCAGGAGCAGCGCAUCAUGAAAGAAGCUCGUCGACGAAAGGAAGUGAAUCGCCGUAAACAUAGCAAGCCUGGAUCAGUGCCAAUUGUGUCAGAGAGGAAGAAGCACGUAGUAGCAGUUGUGAAAUAAUAUUUGGUAUUCCUGCUAAUCCUGACAUGAAACUUUUUGUUACUUUUGACUUGAGAACUCUACAAAUAAAAGUACUGGCUCUGGUUUAAUAGUAAGCAUUUCACGUAUAUGUGUAGACUCUUAACUGUUGCUCAGCUACCCUGCAUAAUUACCCUCAAGGUAGCCUGAUUAUGUGUAAUAUUUCAUCCUUAAUCUGCUUUAAUCUGUCAUUGAAGAAUUUGCAAUAUUUGCAACUAACUUAUUUUUGCCAUUAGAAAUUGCAGAUGCACUUUUUCUCUAAUAGAUUAUAGACAUUAUACAUUUGAAUUUACAUUUAAGACUGCACAUUUCUUGUGUCAUCUCUAAUCUUACUUUGGGUAAUGAUUACAUUGAUUCUUUUAUGAUUCCUCAUAACACAUAGAAGAAUUAUGUUAGAACUUUUUUCAGCUGAAUUUCUUUCCUGUUUUAUUCAUAUUUGGCCUUUUUAAAUUUUAAACACGGGCAGCUUUCAUUUA
Molecule: messenger RNA, 1924 nt
Organism: Lepus europaeus (European hare)
Lineage: Eukaryota; Metazoa; Chordata; Mammalia; Lagomorpha; Leporidae
Gene: DCAF13
Product: DDB1 and CUL4 associated factor 13
Exons: 11
Coding region: 93-1430 (445 amino acids)
Biological process (GO): maturation of SSU-rRNA from tricistronic rRNA transcript (SSU-rRNA, 5.8S rRNA, LSU-rRNA)
Cellular component (GO): nucleolus; small-subunit processome
Molecular function (GO): protein binding
Source: RefSeq, a predicted model, not a curated record